This is a messenger RNA of Trypanosoma grayi, 2340 nucleotides long. Its product is annotated as putative TFIIH basal transcription factor complex helicase subunit. Gene Ontology annotation, cellular component: nucleus. NCBI's taxonomy places the organism in Eukaryota, Euglenozoa, Kinetoplastea, Trypanosomatida, Trypanosomatidae. The record is from RefSeq and is a predicted model, not a curated record. The coding region runs from base 1 to 2340 and encodes 779 amino acids. The transcript has a single exon. Gene Ontology annotation, biological process: nucleotide-excision repair; positive regulation of mitotic recombination; transcription by RNA polymerase II. Gene Ontology annotation, molecular function: hydrolase activity, acting on acid anhydrides, in phosphorus-containing anhydrides; ATP binding; DNA helicase activity.
AUGAUGGAACUCAAGAAGGGCCUGGAUUGUGGGGGGCACAUGGUUCUUGAAAUGCCAUCGGGAACCGGGAAAACGACGACGUUGCUCUCCUUACUUAUAGCAUACCUUCAUUAUCAUGCUGAUGAGAAGCGUAAGGUUGUUUACUGCACUCGAACUGUUGAGGAAAUGACCAAGACUCUCGGUGAACUUCGAAAACUGUUAAAACUCUGGGAUUCCGAAGCGACAUCUAGCAGACCUUUGCGUGGGCUUUGCUUAACUGCAAAGAAAAAUCUCUGCAUUGAACCAAGUGUUGCAUCUCAGCAUCACCCAGAAGAUGUGGAUGCGGGAUGUCGGAGCCUCACAGCACCGUGGCAAACCGGCAGACGCUGUGCCUACUUUGACUCUCUCGACCGCGUACCUUUUGAUCUCCCCCCUGGAGCAUACGAUGUGGACGACCUGAAACGAUUUGGUGAAGCGCAUCAGUUGUGCCCUUAUUAUCUAGCCCGUAAAGCUUUAAGCGUUGCUGACAUUGUAGUUCACUCAUUCCUUUACAUUGUCGACCCUGUUGUGGCUGAAGUGACAAAGGAAUACCUAAAUGAGAACACAAUCGUUGUAAUGGAUGAGGGACACAACGUUGACGAUGUGUGCAUUGAAGCUAUGUCACUCAUCAUCACAAAAGAAGAUGCUAUUCAAGCCAAAGAAAAUGUGAAACAGCUGAAUAGAGCUGUCGAUCAAAUGAAAGCGACCAAUCGGCAACAACUGCAGGAUGAGUACGAUCGACUUGUUAACGGUUUAGCAAUGGCUGAGUUGGCACGAUGUGUGGAUGCUACCACGACAUCUGUUCACGCACCUCGUAUCCCUUUGGACAUUGCCGAGGAAUCUGUUCCAGGGAGUCUGCGGCAAGCAAACCACUUCUUGUCUUUUAUUCAACGGCUCGUUGAUUUUACUCACCGUGUAGUGUGUAGAGUUUCACGUACCUAUGUUGCGGAUCCUCUGGUAUUCUUGGCAAAAGUAAAAAAUGAAUGUGCUGUGGAUAUUCGUCAUCUAAGGUAUCUCACAGAGCGCCUGAAAGUUCUCAUGAAUACACUCCAGAUCACGAAUUCACAUAAGUUUCGUAACGUGGCCCUUAUAGCACAAAUGUACAUGACUCUUUCUACCUAUUACACUGAUGAUCGAUACGAAAAACCGGGAUUUGUUGUUGUGUGUGAAGCUCAGGAUCCGACAAGGCCUAAUAUCCCGGAUCCGGUUAUUCGUCUGGUUUGUGUUGAUGCUUCAUUGGCAUUGCGCGAGGCGUUUUCAAAGUACAAAAGUGUGGUUUUGACGUCUGGUACACUUUCGCCGUUAGAUAUUUAUCCAAAGAUUCUUGGAUUUGCACCAGUGAUUGCGAAAUCGUUCCAAAUGACUCUCAGUAGAAAAUGUAUUGCUCCGGUAAUUGUAACGAGAAGCAGUGAAAGCGUUAACAUUACAGCUGAAGAAAUCACAAGUAGCUUUAAUGUGCGUAUGAAUCCUGUCGCACAGGCGACAGUGUCUGCUUCCUAUGAAGAUCUUCUACGUGGUCUUGCUAAGAGUGUACCUGACGGUAUUGUCUGUUUCUUUACUGGGUAUCAGUACAUGGGGGAAGUGUUGCUUGGGUGGCAUAGGUCUGGUUUUUUAAAGGAGUUGGCUCAAUAUAAACUCAUCUUUGUGGAAACUCAAGCUGUGGAAGAGACAUCUGUUGCCUUAGCAAAUUACAAACGGGCAUGUGAUAUCGGGCGUGGUGCCAUAUUUAUGGCCAUUGCUCGUGGAAAGAUUGCGGAGGGUAUCGAUUUUGACCGUCAUUACGGAAGGGCUGUUGUAAUGUUUGGCGUACCUUUUUUGCCACCAAACGAUGAGCCUUUGAGACAAAGAAUACAUUGGAUGGAAACGUGUUUGGGCAUUCCUGGUAAUGAAUAUCGUAACUUCGACGCCAUGAGGCAGGCGUCACAGUGUAUCGGUCGUGUACUGAGAAACAAAACAGACUAUGGAAUGAUGUUACUUGUCGACAGACGAUUUGCGUUGAGCGACAAGCGAAAAAAGUUGCCGAUAUGGAUUCAGCAGUGUCUUAAGGAAAACGCUAACCUUAGUGUGGACGCAGCAAUUGCAGUUGGACGUGGUUUCUUUAAGGAUAUGGCGCAGCCGUGGGAACACAAGCGAGACCUCGGCACAACUCUUUUUUCAAAAGAGACUCUUGCACGCAAGGGAUUUUUACAGCCAUCAAAGAGCUCGGUGGCUCCAAGACACACCAAGGCAUCUGAUGAUGAUGAUGUUGAUAUGGUUCAAACGGAGAGUAAAGUCAUGCAUGCAGUAAGAGAGCCUGAACAGAGAAAAAGACCGCGGUGCUAA